Amphimedon queenslandica is the source of this 5040-nucleotide messenger RNA. Its product is annotated as condensin-2 complex subunit D3-like. The coding region runs from base 165 to 4679 and encodes 1504 amino acids. The record is from RefSeq and is a predicted model, not a curated record. Gene Ontology annotation, molecular function: histone binding. The transcript has 32 exons. Gene Ontology annotation, cellular component: condensin complex; condensed chromosome, centromeric region. Lineage: Eukaryota; Metazoa; Porifera; Demospongiae; Haplosclerida; Niphatidae. Gene Ontology annotation, biological process: meiotic chromosome condensation; mitotic chromosome condensation.
CCAUUUCAUUACUCCACCCACUUUCCCAUGCUCAAAAAUGGGGUCUCAGUUGCCAGUCUCUGUCCAGCUAUAGGUCUAAUAGUAGCUAUUCCACGCAAGCUUGGGUGCCUCAUGGUUUGUCUUGUUACAUUGUACUAUUGACACGACCAGCAUUUAUUACUCUGAUGGCGACUGAUAGGAUCAAACAAGAGACAAAGAGAGUUUAUAGUUCCCUAGAGCUGAGGGGAUUGUGUGAUAAAGACUCGGAAUGGGUCAAUGUACUCUGGGACUCUAAUCUUUGCCAGAUUGAGGAUAGUCUACAAGGGAAUGGGGAGCUGGUACAGUUAUUAGAGAGACUAUUGCAGUCUCCAUUGCAACUGAAGGAAGUUGUAUCAGUUACUAAAGACUGGAUAUGUAAUGAUGCUUCUCAUUGCUCUGUCUUUAAUGAUGAGUGUGAAGAUGAUGAUACGACUAUAGUUAGGAGUAUCACUGGUUUUUGGACCCUAUUGUAUGAUAUUGGAAUUAACUAUCAAUCAUUGCUUGCUCUCAUUGUUUCUCUUUUGGAGAAAGAUAAAUCAUCUAUGAUUGAAAGACUCACUUCUGUUUAUUGUGCUCAGUUGUACUUCACAUUAUUACAGAUACCAGGUUCUGUUGCUUAUAAAGUAUUUCAUCCAAUCUUGUUCCAAAAGUCUCUUGAAGUCCUCAAGCUACUUCAACAUAAAACUAUUCAUGGAGGCUCAAUUGGUGGCAUUGGUUCUAAGAGGAGGAGGAGCACUAGUAGCAGGAAGCCAAGUGUUAGUAGUAGAGGGAGUAAGAGGAGCAGGAGCAUAAGGAGUGUGUCCACUCAGUCGAUGGAUGAUGAUGAUGAUGACAAUGAUCAGACUCCUCCUGAUAGCUAUGAUCAUCUGAUUGAAUUAAGGAGCAGUUUGAGACAACUUCUGGUGGAUUUAAGUUCUCUUCUUCAUAAUUUUUCCCUCAAGGAUCAUGAUCCUACAAGAGAGCUACUGAUAACUUCAUUAUUGUCAUUAUCACUGCAUGUGGUGGACAUGUCUCACAAAGGAAUGGAACUAAAUUUGGUUGAUCCUGUCCUUAGUCCCACCCAUUGCUUGGUAUGGUUGUGUCUCAGUGCUCUCUGUUCUUCAUCCCAAGGGUCUAUUGAUGGUCUACUGAUGGAAGUGUUUAAGCACCUCAUUCCUCCAGUCUCUAUGGUUAUUGAUGAAGGAGGAGCCUGUCCUACUCCAAUUCCUGUUCCUUUGAUUGUUCGUAGUCAGCAUGCUGUCAUGUUUAUAAGUCAUAUAGUUAAGAGGUGUGGCCCUGACUCUAUCUUUCCUCUUAAGAAGUUAUUACAGCAUGUUUGUGUGGGGGCUCCUGAUAAAGCUGAGUACCGUGGGAAGCUUGUGGGUGUGGUCUACGCACUAAUGAAUCUAUUGGAUACUGAGACCUAUGUUAGCUUUGUUCAAUGGUUGUACAAACUAUCUAAAAACAUCAAAGUUGCUUAUAGAGUGUUAGCAUUGGAUAUAUCUUGUGAAUUAUUAAUGAAGCCACUUCCAUCUCCUCUCCCUUUCAUACCCUGUGAAUCGUCAGGUCAAGAAGAUCAAGUGCCUUCCAUUGGUUUGUAUCAGUUUAUCAUUAAAAUGAUAAUACCAAGAUGCUCUGAUCGCUCUCCAAAUGUUCGUGCAAAGGCUCUGUCAUGUCUAACAGUGGCUAGUGGUUGUCAUGACAACAAGGAACUGCUCGCUGUUGUAAAAGGUGCAGUUUUUGGUUCCAGCUCCAACCCUUCACUAGAGGAAGGGGCUCAGGAUGGAGUUGUUGUGAUGUCAAUGAUUAAAAGGCGUUGCUCUGAUGAUAAGGUCGCAGUGAGGAAAGCAGCUGUACAGACUAUAACUAACCUUGCCAAACUGAGGGAAUCAGGAAUACAAGAACAGGAUGUGUUGGUGGUUCAUGAGAGAUGCAUGGAUCUAUCAUUAUCAGUGAGGAAACAGUCCAUUGUAUCACUAACCUGUCUAGCACUUAUGAAUAAAGACACUCAAUAUAAGAGAUUGCACUGUCUGUGGUUGGAUGGUAUUGUCCCAAUGGUGCUAGAUAGGGAAGCAAGUGUCAAAGAGAAGUGUUUGGAAAUAUUAGAAACAGUUGUAUUGAAUGAGUUAUCUAAAGGAGACAGUGACUUUGUAUGGAGACUGCUUAGCUUAUUAACUGAUGAAGAGGAGGACCGACACGAUCUCAGGAGGUGUCUUCACUUCAUAAUUGAGAACUGGUGCGUUACUAAUAAACUAAACCCUCAAACGUUAGAAGAGAUACAGAAACAAUCAGAGAAUGACCCAUACAAACAAAUUUCUUGGAUUUUAUUGUCUGAAGUGUCUGCCUUCAGUUCAUCAAUAGGAACUGACUUCCUCCUGAGCAGUUGGAAUAAAUACAGCAGCCUUGCAAUGGCUACCGGGCACACCCAUCUCUUUGUGUCACUCUUAAAAAUGUUAGGCCACUCGGCUAGAAGACAGGAGCUAGGACAUGCUUUUAUGAAAGACCUCAGCACUCAUUGUUUGUCGUUAUUAUCAUCAUUCAAGUGUCCAUUUCUUGUCAUAUCCACAAUCAUUAACACACUAACAAUGAUUGCACUAUCAACCUCUGGAAAUAAUCCCAACACUUAUAAGGAUCAACUCGUUGAAUGGUUAUAUCCUAUACUGCACUCAUGUGAGGAGUAUGUUAAGAGUGUAUUGAGUCCACAGGAUGGGGCCAUGUCAUGUGACCCUGAGCAGGAGUCAUGUGACACCACCACUUGUAUUAAUGAGGAGGAGCUCAAACCUUAUCUCUUUACACUAGGGGAGCUCGGACAAUUAGUGCCUCAUAAGUUAUCCAGUUCAACAGGUUCACUAAUCCAGUCUUUACUUGUCUCUAACAUGGAGAGUCCUUCUCCUCCACAAUUAUCGCACUCGUUCCUCUCUCACCUCUCACACCUCACACCCUCACUACAAGCACACGCUUACAUCACUCUUGGUAAAUUGUGUUUGAAUGAUGAAGAGUUAUCAAAGACUAGUUUAUUGCUGAUGGCUAAUGAUUUGGAGCACUCAGCCCAUGACUCAGUGAGGAGCAAUAUAAUAUUAGUCAUGAGUGAUCUGGCCAUCAGAUAUUCAGCUAAGGUUGAUCCUUAUAUUUCCUGUAUGACAGUAUGUCUUAGAGACCAGUCACUUAUUGUUAGGAAGCAGACACUCACUUUACUUAUCCAUCUACUGCAAGAGAAUUACAUUAAGCUAAAAGGAUUAGUGUAUUAUCAUUUCCUGUACACACUAACAGACAAUGAUCUAAAGUCUUUGACUGUGUAUUCACUAGUCUACAUUAUACAUGCUAGGAUGCCCAACAUAUUUUACAAUAACUUCAUCGAGACGAUAUUUCACUUUAACAACUACACCAAACAUGAAGUUUAUAAUCAGUUGAAUCAGUCAGAGAGAGAAAAAGAGUCAUUUUCAUUAUCUGGAACUGAAAAAUAUAAUCUAAGAAGUGAAAUAUAUCAUUUCCUGUUAUCGUACAUGUCAGAUGAACAGAAGUUCCAUUUAACAGCUAAACUAUGUCAAGAGAUAUUAGGAGGUGUUGUUGAGCAUAAGAUACCAAUUGAUAGUGACAGUAGUGGUGUCAUCAAAGAUACACUAGCAAUACUGGCCAGUCAAAAAAUAAAACAUUCCAGUUUGUCUCACUCAUCCCUUGAUGAGGCUCAAGAUGAGAGGGAGCUCCUUGAGGUUGCAGCAGUAGCUGCUCAAACUAAAAUCAUCUCACAAAUAGUGAAGAGGAACAUGAUUGAGAACGUCAUUCCAAUCAUCAUAGCAACCAAACGACUGUUUGAACAAAUACAGUCUCCAUUACAGCAAGAUCUUCUUUACUGCCUCAGGGAAAUAAUGAAAGAUUAUAAAAAUGAAAUAAAAGAUGUGUUAUCUGGUGAUGCUCAGUUAGCUUCAGAGAUUGAGUUUGAUUUGAGACGAUUUGAUGAAGAAAUGAAAAGGAAACAGCAACAGGCAAACACAGUAGCCACUCCAUUAGGACAACUGGCGUCUCCAUUAUUGAGUUCAUCAGCUCACCCUCUCAUUACUCCUCUCAGUAAACACAAAGGAAUAACUGGAAGAGAAUCAACUGAUAGACUCUUGAGAUCACCUCAGCUAAAGAGAACUCCAAGAAGAGACCCUGUUAGGAAUAUAGAGCCAAUGUCACAGAGGAGGCCAUUAAACACUGGAGGUAUUGCAGCAACACCUGCUACUGCUAGGCCUCUUAACUCAACAUUACUCGUUUCACAAAAAGCUCCUCCUCCUGCUCCUCCCACAAUACAGAUAACCACACCCAUUGCCCCACCUAUUGAUCCUCCUAUAACCACACCUACUGUAUUAACUAAUACUCUACUAAAGACUCCAAAGAAGAAUCUUGCUAAGAUGACCCUCUCAGCGAAGAAACAAAGUCAUGGUUAUCAGGAUAUGUCAGCUAUUGAUGCUACAUGUACUACUGAUAUUGCUACUAAUGAAAGGAUUGCUAGCACACCUCAUGAUUUGAGUGAUUGUGUAUCAUUCAAUGCAGCAGUUCUCCCCUCACCAAUACCAGCAAACACUAACAUUAGAUCUUAUGUGAGGACUGAAGUACCAGCAAGCAACCGUUGUACAGCUGAUAUUAUCAUUAGACCACCUGAAGAAGGGCCAGAACAAUUAGCUCCAUGGAACAUUACUUAAUUAUGUUAAUCACUUAUUGUUAUUUCCAUUUAUUUUAAGGUUUGUAUAAUAUGUUGCAACACUUUUUGUUAAAAACAUCAGCAGCAAAGAGAUGAUUCAGCUCAAAUAUACAUAAGGCAAGAAAUGGCUGCAGUCAGGUCCUAACAGGUUAAGCAGAAUAUAUUUAAUUUUACUGCUAAAAAAAUCUAUUUUGUUGUUUACUUGUUUGUGUAUGCUAUACUCUACUCUGAAGUCUGUCUUAUUAUUGUUUGUGAAUUACUCAUAGACUCCUGUAUACAUUACAAUAAUGAGAUAGUGCACAUUGUCAUAUUUGUAAAGCAGUACUGAGACACUAUUUCAAAGAAAUUUUUUUAAUAAUCAA